This is a messenger RNA of Durio zibethinus, 600 nucleotides long. Its product is annotated as protein NIM1-INTERACTING 2-like. The record is from RefSeq and is a predicted model, not a curated record. Gene Ontology annotation, biological process: regulation of systemic acquired resistance. NCBI's taxonomy places the organism in Eukaryota, Viridiplantae, Streptophyta, Magnoliopsida, Malvales, Malvaceae.
UUUCCCUAUAUAAUUAAUAUUGCCUUCUGUUUUGGCAAACUGAAAAACCGAGAAAGGGGGUGAGGACUUCUUAGCUGGACGGUGAGAGUGUGAAACGGAAAAAAGAUGGAGGGGGAGAAGCGAAAGUCGGAGGUGAACGAUGCCGUUUUGGGAGGGUCCCAGAAGAGGUCGAGAGAGGACGAUAGCGGAAAGGAGACGACCGUGACUGAGGAGGAGGUGGAGGAAUUCUACGCGAUCCUCAGGCGUAUACACGUGGCGAUAAAUUAUUUCAGGAAGGGUAACGUUAAGGGCGACGUGCCCAACUUAACUGAGCUGGAAAGGGCGGAGUGGCUAAAUUUGGGAUCGAACGUUGAAGUAAACGGCUGUAAGAAGAAGAAGAAGAACGAGGAGGAGAAUAUGGGUUUGGACUUGAAUGCUGAUCCGGGUACGGGUUCAGACCCGUUUUAAUUAUUCAUUUAGUCUUGCUGAUAUAUCAUAGAUAUUAGCUAUAUUAUUAUUUUUCUUUUUGAAAAGUUGGAUGAUUUUGGCCUCUUCAGUCUUCUAAUUUUAAUGCUAUUUAUAAUUAAUUUAUGAAGAAAUCAUGGUAUUGCCUUUCUUGCU